Molecule: messenger RNA, 330 nt
Organism: Cladocopium goreaui
Lineage: Eukaryota; Dinophyceae; Suessiales; Symbiodiniaceae
Source: the annotation of a GenBank genome assembly
UGAUCACCUCGGAUCGGCCAUGGCUGACUCGGUGGACGGCCAGCUGCGACAGACUUUGCGGGCGGCCCGGAGUCGCUGCCUGCGAGGGGUCAAGGCCAUUGUUACGAAGAAGUCCUCCAGCGAGGAGCGCUAUGCACUGGCACUGGCCAAUUCCAUGCCGGAUGAGGGCGAAACUUUGGACAAGGAGUUUGCGCGUUGUGUGCAAGGUUUGUUGGAGCCUGAUAAGCCCAGCUUCCUGUUGUUCCGUGCAGAUGUCAGCGAAAACAUCGAUGGUCGCUGGCUGUUGUUGGCCUGGCUGCCGGAUGUGGUUCCGGAGGUGGAACGGCUGAG